This is a messenger RNA of Didymodactylos carnosus, 1686 nucleotides long. The record is from the annotation of a GenBank genome assembly. Lineage: Eukaryota; Metazoa; Rotifera; Eurotatoria; Philodinida; Philodinidae.
AUAGGGGUUUGUCGUAGAGAGUUCAUUCUUUUUUUGUUUAAAGAGGAAAAGAAACUACAUCGACUGACCGGCGUCGAUUUUUGAAUUAGGUGUUAGUUUUUUUGUCGAACGGAGGAUUUUUAGAAAAUCCGGAAGGCUUUUUCGGGUUUUGGAGGUUGUUGGUUGCCUGGAAAAUCAAUAAAGACUUAAUUAAAAAAUCGGCGCCGGUCAGUCGAUGUAGUUAGGUAUCUAGUUUAAAAUAAUACAAACUCGAACUCUCCAGCUUGAAGUAUAUUAAAAAAUCUUGGGACGCCGUUCAGGGUCCUUUUUGGACCUUGAUCUCUAGAAAACUCCUAAACCGUAAGACUUAGAGACAAAAAAAUUUUUUCAUUCCCGUAACUCAUUGUGCCGAACAUUUAUGGAAAGUUUCGUCAAGAUCGGAUGCACGGUGUCGGAGAUAAUUUCUGAGGAGGGGGGGCCCUUAAUAGUAUUCAAAACUUUUGCUAGCAAAUAAUUUCGAAUCCAGGCUGUAAAAGCAGAGACUAAUAGAAAAUUUCAAGCGCUAUUAGAAUAUGGGAUUAUUUUUCUAAAAGUAUAUCUUCAUAAGGAAAGUAUCUUAAAAAAACUGUGUGCAACUAUUUUUUUCCAGGCGUACAGAAUUUUUUUCCCGUUUGCUGAUUAACUGCUAAUUUUAUUUAUGUUCUUGAAUAUAAUUUUUAUAUUUUCAUAUUUUAUAAAGGAGUUAUUCAAUUGCCUAGAAGACCUCGUCAAUCAGUGCGUAAAAAUUCAGUAAAUCAAUCAACUAGCAUCCUUCCUACUAUUAAUUAUGAUAAUACGAAAUAUCCAGAAAUUUAUACUCAUGUACUACCAAAAUCACCAUCAAUUAAACGUCGAUCUCGAAAACAUGUUCGAUUCGCAUUACAACUAGAAUCUGUACCAGAAGAAUCUGUUCGUUUACUUUCAGCCAAUCCAAAAAAUAUUACAAAACCACAUUUUCAUGAAGAAGGACCACUUUAUGGUGAGUAUUCGGAAUAUAUUAUGCAACAGGAUUCAUUAUUUACUCAAACAUUACCCGAUGUAGAAAAACAACCCACAAUUUUACAAAAUAGAAAAACCAAUUAUUAUGUUGUGCAAUCACAAAAAAAUAAUUCAGAAACGACGAUGGUCGAUACAUCAAUAAAAAUGCCUCGUAUAAUACAAAAAGUACCAGUUCCAAUAAAACAUGAUGGAAGAGAUUACCCACUCUCAUCACUAACUCAACCACCGCCUAUUAAACGUCCUGUUCCUCCUCGUCCUCAACCACCAAGACAACAACACUACAAUAAUCCAACAAAUACAACAAUAUCUCAAGUAGUAUCGGUUCGUUCACCAAAUCGAGUCGAUUAUGCUCUUCCAUUUUUUCCAACGAAUCGUGGACGAAUUAUUCAACAACAAAAUAAACCAACACCAUUAAUUAGUAAUUAUCUAUUAUCAAAUAAAAUAGCUGAAAUUGUCUUAGAACCAUCAAAUAAUUACAGUAAUGAACUUAUUCAAAACUGGAAUCAACACUAUUUCACAGAAAAAAGUCUAGAUGGAAUGAAAAAAUCAUCUACACUGCAAAAAAAACAAUUAUCAGAAAUUGGAGGCCAUGUAUCAGACAAAUAUCCUUUGAUAUCUACAACAACACGUUCCGAUAUUUUAGGUCAAACAGUGCAUUCACAUAUAUAA